Molecule: messenger RNA, 11342 nt
Organism: Anarrhichthys ocellatus (wolf-eel)
Lineage: Eukaryota; Metazoa; Chordata; Actinopteri; Perciformes; Anarhichadidae
Gene: srms
Product: src-related kinase lacking C-terminal regulatory tyrosine and N-terminal myristylation sites
Exons: 8
Coding region: 8715-10229 (504 amino acids)
Biological process (GO): protein phosphorylation
Molecular function (GO): protein binding; ATP binding; protein tyrosine kinase activity
Source: RefSeq, a predicted model, not a curated record
UAAACUCUGAGAUGGCCAUUGUUAUUAUUAUUAUUGUUAUUAUGAUUAUAAAGAUGAACUUUCAUGUUGCUGCUGCUAUAUACAAAAACCGGACCUUCUGCCAUAGACCUGAAACCUCAACAAAGCCGGGCGUUAGCUAGCCGCAAUGCCCCGUGAAAACCCGACCGACCUCCUGCGACCUCGACUGCAACUUGAUCACAACAAAGCAAAAACAACACAAAGACUUACAGGACGACUUAGUGAAAACACUCGACCUUCAUCCGCUCACCGUCCUGUGUCUCUCAGACUGGUUGGUUGGUUUCUUUGCUUUUGCUUCAUAGGGCUUGAUUCAUGUUGUUUUGUGACUUUCUAACUGUGAAAACUUGUUUCUUUCAGUUUCUUCCCAUAUUUUCACCCUGUGGAGGAAACAGGGAGGGACAUAUUAGUGGAGCCUUGCACCUUCACUGUGGUACUCUAUAUCAGGCCAAUAAUUACACACUUAGACCACUCAACGGACAAAAUAGUCCAAAUUGAAACACUGAUUAUUAUUAUUUUGAUUCGGAAGGAAAGAGAGAGGAGAUGGCACUGACUUUCUGCAGAUACCUUAUAAAGAGAAAGUAAAUCCUUCGUCUUAUGGCUUUCAGCUGUGUUGAUAUUACAAGGUUGUUUUUGUUGUAAGUGAACAUUAUAGUUAUAUGAUAUUCCAGUGAACCUGUUGACCUGCUUAGAGUUCAGCCACAGCCUCUUUGUUGAAGGAAUAGUUUUACAUUUUGGGAAACGUGUGUAUUUGCUUUCUCGUCCAAGAGUUAGACGAGCGAUUGAUACCACCCUCUUACAUGAAUGUUAAAUUUGAAGCUUGAGAAAGCAGUCGAUUAACUUAGCUUAGCAUAACGAGAGAAAUGAGGGAAACGGCUAGCCUGUCUCUGUAGAAAUAUUUAGAAAUUCCACCUAUUAGCACCCAUAAAACUUACUGAUUAACACCUUAUUUCUCGUCUUUUUAAUUCAAUUUUAAUACAAAAAAAAGUUGAUUUACGGACGGUUAUUUGCAGGACUACUUUUUUUAACUGUGAGGAGUGACUUCCUGGAGUCACUUUGAGGUUGUUGAAGCACAUAACCCCCCAUAAAACUACAAUGUGUUACCUUUAGGAAUCAAACAAGCAAUAUAUAAUUUGUUAAUAAGUGAGCGUUAAAGGUGCUGGUAGGCAGAUUUUGUUACAUUUGGACACAGCCAGGCUAGUUGUUUCCCCCUGUUUCCAGUCUGUAUGCUAAGCUACGCUAACCAUCUGCUGGCUACAGCUCUACGUACCGUUCUGACAUGAGCGAGAAAACAAUAUUCUCUCUGCCAAAAAGCAAAAUGUAGAGCUAUUUCUUUUUCUCCACCUGAUAAGGAGCAACGCAACUACUCCUUAGUUCUGUCUCUUGGUGCAGUUGCUAACAAAAAAGCCAAAUUGUCUGUUCUGGUUGAUCCAUUUAACACCUGUAGGACAGAACAGGAAAAUGAACAAAGAGACAAACGUGACUUACAUCCUUUUGAGGCAUUCCCCUGUGCUCUGUGCUUCUACUGUGGUUUCUUCUCAGUUCGACUGUCAUGUCACCGAGAUUUGCUCCUUUUUUUGCACACUGAGUGAAACAACAGUCAUCUGUGAUUUGAAGGGGGGAGGUUCUCUGUGCAUGUAUGUAUGCAUGUUUGCCAUCCCCAGCACUGCCCCCCCUCCCCCCCGACUUGCACUGCUGAAGUCAGACGAGAGCAGUGAAAGAGAAGUGGUGUGUGUGUGUUUUUUGCAAUGCAGUUGAUAAUCAUAGCAUUCACUGGUGAUGGUUUGUGUUGACGGUCAGACGGUCAAAUCUGGAUCACAUGCACUGAAUGACGAGCGCUGCCGUGCCACAGAGCGGAGAACACGUGAACGCCUUUCACUAACGCAAAACCUCCAUCCAAACUUUCAAUGAUUUACAUUUGCGUGCAAUGUCAGAACCACCACGUCAGAUUAGAUGUAGAAUUUAAAGCGUUUUUUGUUUUGUACUUUUUCACAAAACUGGUAUCUUUGUUUAAAGUGUACAGAUCGCUAAAUGACACGAGAGAAAUAUGCAAAAAGAAAAAAGACCCAACUAGAGGAGAAGGAGAGAAGGAAGCGAAAAUUAUGUCCACAACCUUUAACGAAUGCUCCUAGAAGUGAAGUCACAUUUAAUAAGAACAGUUCAAAAUGUGUGACUUAUUCGCCUUCUGAUAUAGAGGAAAUCCCACAAUCUAACAUGUUGUGAGAUUCACUGAGGUACAAUCAAUUUUUCCUCAAAUUUCCGCCAUUUUUUUUGUGUCUUUAUUCAAUUGAAUAACAGAGGGCAGAUUAAACAUUUAGUUUGAGUGAGGUGCGAUUGCCUUCUUUCACCCCAACAUCAGACUGUGUUGAUGACGCCAGUGGCCCGUCCUUCUGUUCUCCUGAGUCAUCCUUUCUGUGCUCUCAGAUACCGCCAGUGUUUUCAUUAUCGGGGAGAUUCGGCACUUUUUGGACACCUGGAUUGUCCAGACGUACUCAAUUGGGCUCAGAAAUGACUUUUUAAAGGGAAGUUGUUCCACAUAGAGGUUGAUCCACAUGCUGCCUGAGGGACCUUUCAAAGUUGAUUUCAGGUAGAAUUUCAAUCCCAACAUUCUGACUCACAGUUGGAUUCAGUCUCAAUGUAUCCCCUUCAGAAAUGUUUCCACUGCUGCUGCCAUUCUGAAAACAAAAUGUGUUUUAAACAAAUGAAGGAGAUCAUCAGCUCAACAGUCAUAAGUUACCAAGUAUAAUACGUUGUAUGUCACAUUUUCAGCUGAAGUAUAAUAUUCAACAAAACUUAACCCCAACAGUCCCUGUUAGUUGGUCAGGAGACAUUGUUAUCCUUAAACUGUGUUUCUUGAACUGCAGCGUGGAACCUAAAAUGAGUCCAAAAGUUCUAAUGAAGUUGGAAAAAAGGUAGUUUCAUUCUGUUUACUCUCCCUAACGUGACAAAUUAGAGCAGUUUAAGAAGCUGUGUAAACAAUGAAGAAGCUGUUCAUCCACGUCCCGCCUCCUUAGAGUUUGAUCAUGCUACUGUGAGCUAAAACGUCCUCUUAUUUUAAAUAGGAAAAAGUCAUUUUCACCAAACACAACUGAACUACUGAGAUCGUCCCAAAAUGAAAGUCGAAGUGCCCGAGUUGAAUUCUUGGUCAGGUUGUAGCAAACACUGCUUCACUGAUUCUACAGUAGUUGAAGUGAUAAUCAAGCAGUCACUGUGGGUGGCCGGGUGGGUCGGCAUCUGGGACUUUUACCUCACAGGCUCCUAAGUGUCAAAGUUCUCCAUCGGCCUUUGAAAAGACGUUCUUGAGGUUUUCUACGAGUACCAGUUCACUUCAAAGCCAGACAGCUGCAGAACAGCACCACAACAAACUAUACAAAAUAAAGAUUUAAAAUAAAAAAAGGCAAAUGACAAUCUUUAGAAAGGUGUAAUUUGCUCAUUGUGUGAUUUCCGUUCCCUCUGUCAGUCUGCUGUAUCCAGUGGGACAGACGGAUUAACCUUUAACCAUAAUCGGAGCGUUCAUACUGAAAACUCCUCUUGUUUUAACGUCACUGGUUGAGCAAAUGGCCGACACAUUUCUAUCUGAUUUUUAUUUUUUAGUAUUACAUUAUUAUUAUUAUUAUCAAUGUUCUGAUUCUUCUUAAUAUUAUUUUAUACAUAUAUUUUGUAGUGCAAGUGCAGUGGUCUUUUAUGAAAAGAGAUUUUGUACAAUAUUCCAACCACUUCACUUCUGUUUGCCUAUACUGCACAUUCCAAACAUGGAUGUCAACCAACACGGGACCUGACCGCCAUCACCACAUUCAGCUAUCAAGUCUUAACUCUGCAACGGCUUUAUCAAAGAUUUAAGAAUUCAAGCUGCAUGUUCACCUCUACUGUCCAACAACUGCACUCCUCAGUGAGUGUAAUGUCCCUAAUAGAUUAUGUUUACACUCCGACGUUGGCUUAGAGAUUGCGACCCGUCAUCGAUCUUCCGUAUAAAGGACAAAAUCAGACUUCACGUGGAUCCUCCAGCUGACAAAGAGCAGCUGAGAAGAGAGCAAAUGUCACCUUUCUUACAACAGCACUAUGCUGUGAUAUUACGCUUCUGUAAAACCUGCAGCUUGUUGACUGUGGAGCUUGUAGUCUCCAGUGGAAAACAGUGCAUGCUGAAGACAAGUUGAAGUUCUAACAACUGGCUUGUCUUUCCAAGUGGAGCCUUGAAAUGAGGUUGUUUUAACUCAAAAACUACUGUGAGCUUUGCUGUAACUGAGCUCAGGAGUCCAACUUCCCCCAGUGCAAGAAGUGUUUGACUGGACUGCUACUUUAUAUUUUAUUCAUUCAACUGUUUGGUUUAAUUUUCUGAGAUUCCUUCUUCCUACAUGAUGGAACUCUUGAAGGGAGGGGGAAAUAUGCUUAUUCGCACAUACUUGCCGAGCAUUAGAUGAGAAGAACAAUAGUUGAUCAUCUCGUCUAAAUUUCGUAGAAAGCAAAUAAGCACAUUUCUGAGAAUGUCAAACUAUUCUUUUAAAACAAAUACAGCCUCAGUGUUCUCUAUGGUAGCAACAUCUUUUGGUUUAGUUUGCGAUGACAUAGUUGUGGAUCAUAGUUUCAGACUAAUCCUGAUGCAGCAGAGUUUUUAAAGCCAUUGAGAGGAAUCCGAAAGUGCUGCAGGGAAGCUUCUAGAUUCAAACCUGAAACCAUCCGAUGAGCUGUGAUGCCAGUCAGGUCCCUAAAGUUCACACUCAGUUAUUCAGCCAGUCUGCUCAGAUGUAAAGCUCAACACACACAUUUAAAGAAGUGAGUGAAAGGAGGAAAAGUAAUGGACCUUUUUUUAUUUUUCUAUCAGGGCAGGAAGUACAGAGCCUGUCAAAAACAGAAAAUGUUUGUCUGGGCCGUUUUGUUUUACUGUUUUACUUUCUGUUCCUUUUCAGUGGUGCUUUAGCUUCCUUAUUUUUUAAUUUGUGAUAGAUAUUUGAUUCCUUUCUUUUCUCUUUCUGUCUUCACCAGACUUUGUGCUGGACUCUUGAUUGUCUUGAUUUCCUCUGCCGGGGCUUUGUACCUCCAGUAAUACCAAUGUGAAACCUGUAUUCUCCUCAUGAUUUGACUCAGUGGAAGUGUGAUGUUUACAUGUACAGAUUUUUGCGAUUCUUUCUGGUUUUGUUUCUGUUUUGUUUCCUCUCAUCCCUCUAUUCCCCCCCCCCCCCCAUCCCUGUUUUCAGUUAAUCUGACUCGUACCUUACACACUGAAGGGAAAUGGGACUGCGUCUAAACACAAUUAUCACCAUUUAACACACAAGCCUCUCACAUGAGGGGACACGUUGACGUUUUGAAUUUCAGUCGUCGCUUUUCUUCACCAGACUCGUGCUUAGAUUUUGUUGUUUUUUAGCAUCCUUUUAGAAAUGCCUUGUCAGUAUUCAGUUAACAUUUGUGCUAAAGCUGCACCUAUGUUUCAUUGACAAAUGCAACAGCUAGUUUGUGUGUGAUUAUCAGUUCACUGAGUGGCAACAAUGGAGAAUUAUAUUUUUUGUGUGUUUUUGGCAAAGAAAUGUCACACGGCUGAAAUUGAAAAGCAAGCUUCCCCCAUAAAGAAACCGAUUGUUUGGGGGGGGGGGGGGGGGGGCGAGCUGUGUGUUUGUUUGGCUCAGUGGAGGAUGACCUUUGACCUCUCAGCUGACUCCACAGCACACAAAAUCACAGUGGGGCCACAAUGACCCUCCGCUGGUGUGACCAGGAUCCGGUGCAGAUGAUUCCUCAGUGAAUGAUAAGCCAUUACAGACCCAGUGUGUCGGGUCUCUUAGUCUAUUAGUAUAUUUAGCAAAACUUUAAACUGCAGAUGAUAAAACUCAACCUCAGGAAGAAAAGAAACAGGACAUCACUUUUGUAAAAACACGUCCAACUGAAGGCCCAUUUCCCUCUCUCUUUGAUACCAUAUAAAUUAUAUCAAGAAUUCUUUUUAUAUUUAUUGUGUUUAUUAUUAUAUAUAACAGUGGAUACCUUUUUUCCAGUACCUGUGGCUGAAUAUUUUGAUUCUUUAGAAAAGUGUUGAUAAUAUAUGUGAAGCAACUUAAACGAUCGCGGGAAAAUAAUUGAUGAAAGAAAUGUAGGGUUAUUAUUUUUGUUUGUUUACUCCGUUGGAGCGGUACAGGCGUGUUUGUUUAGCCCGACAACGAGAACAUAUCACAAAGAAACCAAUGAUCGAAAAACUGAGCUUUCUUUUGUGUGAUGUCACUGCUAAGGCUGAAAUGUUUCUGGACUUGAAAAAAAUUGUGACCGUUUAGUUUUUUUGUUUGUUUUCUCCCAAGCUGUAUGUCACAAAGCUAAAUAUACUAAUAAAACUGUGUGCUAUCUAUCUGACAGAGCAACGCUUUUUCUUUUAUAUUCCAGACUGAAGGUGCACUGAUCACGUUGGUCCUUGAUGAAUGGACAGUAACUCAGUAUAUUCACACAAGUACAAGUACAAAGGUACUUGAGUACUUUUAUUUACUGUUACUUUGUACUUUACUCUGGUGUAUUUAAGAGGGAAACAUUGCACUCUUUACUCUACUACUAGUGCAUUUUGGUGGUAGUACUUUUGUACUUUUACGGAUUUGGAAUGCAGGACUUGUAAGUAUUUGUACAUUGUUGUACUAGUACUUUUACCUCGGUAAACAAUCUUAUUACAUCAGGAGGCUCACACAAGAGUUCAAAUCUUACUCUCUCAUUCCUUCUGCCCUUUUUCAUUUUUUUACGACAGUAUCACUGAUUUAUCCAGAAAAUCCUGAUUCUUUCAGCUUCUAACUUUGAGAAUGGAAACUAAACAGCAGCCUGUGAUAUGGAGACUUUAUUAGACUCCUCUGAUGUAACUUACAGAAUCAACGUGUACGCUGAGAAACUGAGCCUUUCACAAAUUUAAAGCAGCCGUUCCAACUGAAAGAUUAGGAUUAGAGCUCAAACUGAAAAGCUUUCAUGUUGGAUUAGAACCAGCUUUAGUGCUCAAACUUUUCUGCUAACUCAUAAUGCAAAAUCACCUGAGGUCAUCAGUUGGACUGAAAACCUGCUGACAGCAUGUGUCCCCAAAAUUAACCUGCUCCAAAAAGUACCCCACAUUACGUCUGUGAUUGACUAAAUUGACUAGUGUAGCUCAUGUGGUCCCUUCCUUAAGUACAGGUCAUCAUUUAAUCACACUCCUCUUAGGUUUGUGUUUCGUCAAUAAAAAAAGGUGUUUGAUGAGGUCUCAGUGACCUUUGACCACGAAAUUCUCUUCAGUUCUGGUUCUCCUCCCUGAGUGCAGGUGGACGUUUGUGCCAAAUUUGAAGAAAUUAGCUUAAGGCAAGAAUGGGACUGACGUACGGUGGAAAACCUGAAAGCAUAAUUCCCAUGGCUGUCGCUGACACAGAGGCAUGAUGAAAAACUAGAGGAAGAUGAGAUUACAAUACAUUACAAUAAGACUCUACAGUCAUUUAGUUUUAAUGAUCCUGAUCACACAGGCUUGGAUUGCUACUAAUGAUUAUUUUCACUACUGAAUAAUCUGCAGGUGAUCUCAAUUCAUAAUUUAGGCUAUAAAAUGUCAAACAGUAGAAAAUGCCAACAACAAGCCCCAAAUGUCCGAGCUGUCUGACCAACAGUGAAACCAAAAUAUGUUUAGUUUACAAUCAUGUAAAUCAAUAUUUGUUGUUUUAUGGUUUCAAAAUGAUGAAGACAGUUGGAGAAUAUUUAGAUACCAAAUUGGAUGUAGGCUCUACAGGAUGAUGUUGUCCUUGGGAACUAUCAUGUUGUUCCCAAAUGACAUACAGAUUUUUAGGCAUUCAAUUAUCAAAUGUCUUGAAAAUAGUCGUGUAGCUGCCGUAAAUGGGAAAACGGAUGAUCCUCUUGGGUUUGAGCUUAGUUUAGAAUGUUUACGUCCUGAUGUUUAGGAAGCCAGAAUUAUUUUCUCCCCCAUGAUGAGAUCAAGUUCAAGAUAAACACUUUUAAGUAUCAUCAACUUUUUAUUACAUACAGUGAAUAUAGGCCAAUACGAAGAUUUAAAUAAAAGAUGAGUUGCGUUCACGAUGUAACAAAGAUAAAUAAUACAACAGAGUGGAACGUGGCAUACUAUGAUGGUGGAAACUACUGUUUAGCAAACACAGACUCCAUCGUUGACUCAACCAAAAUGACCUUCAGGGAAAACUGUCUACGAGCCAAACAGACACGCACACAUUAGUGCCCUCCCCCCUGUCAAUACGCAGGUGUGUCAGCAGCAGGAGCUGUGCAGAGCGCCAAACCCAAACUUUUUACGCACCGUGCCGCCGCUUCACCUUCCUCUUUCCCACCUGCAUCAACUGCUGCAACGGUUUUCCCAUUCAUACCAGAUUACAAUGGAUUAAAAUAUCCUCGGAUUCCAUGCUCACGUUCCCGGUUCGCAUUGGGUCACACCGCCGAGUCCUCGCAGGGAACCGAUCCGUCUUGGAUGCCCUCCAUUGCCGUUUCCGCAUUCCCGCAGCCGCCGUGAACACCGCAGACGCGGAGCUCAGAUCCAUGAUCACAACAGAAAAAACCGGUUCCUCCGGCUAAUCUACCCAAGCACUGCUGUCGGUGCAGUAUGUUUCCAGCCACGGGAAUAGAGGGAACCCGAAGGACUGUACGGCUGAUCACUGCGGGUUGUAAAAGGCCGUUUUCAGCGGACUGAGGAAGUCUGAACCGCGUUGUAUUGAUCGGUGUCACGGUAAAACCUGGAAUAACCCCGCCACUGCGCUCCUUCAUGUCCCGGGAUGGAGAGUUGCUGUCGCUCCUGUAUGCCGUGUUUCAACCGGCUCUGGGAAUGCAUAUGGCCGGACGUCCGCUACCCAAACGUCCCCAACAACACCCAUGUCAUAGCCAAUCCGGCCGCGCACACGGCGGAGAUCCGCACCGUGUCCGGCGACAUCCGCGUCCCGUCUCCCAAGAAGCGGCAGGUGCAGCUCUACGCGGCGCUCUUUGACUUUGAGGCCCGCAGCGACGACGAGCUGACGGUGAAGGAGGGGGACAAGCUGUCAGUGAUCGAGAAGCGGGGGGAGUAUGUGCUGGCCAAGAAGCUGACCGGGUCCCUGGAUUCCGGACUGAUCCCGGCGAACUACGUGGCUCUGCUGCAGGACGAGUUCGCCAAACACAAGUGGUACUAUGGGAAUAUAAACCGUGUGAAAGCUGAGAAGCUGCUGCUGGCUUCCCAAAACAAAGAUGGCUCCUUCUUGGUUCGCAUCAGUGAGAGUCACAGUGAUGAGUACACAAUCUCUGCCCGAAGUGAGGGAAAAGUGUACCACUUCAGGAUUCAACGCUCAACCAUCGGGGCGUACUUUGUCUCGGAUAAGAUCUCCUUCGCUACACUGGGAGAGCUGAUCUCCUACUACCAGAAGAACCCUCGCAGUCUGGGAGUGCUGCUGGAGGAGCCCUGCGCCCAGCAGCGGGAGCUGUUUGACAUGGAGCCAUGGGAGAGACCUCGAGAGGAGUUCAGACUCCACAAGAAACUGGGAGAGGGACACUUUGGAGAGGUGUGGGAGGCUCUGUGGACCACAGAGAACAAGAAAGUGGCCAUAAAGACGCUGAAACAAGAGGACACAAAGCAGGAUGAGUUUGUGAAGGAGGUUCAGGCCUUGAAGAGCCUCCAUCACCCCAAGCUGAUCCAGCUGUUGGCCAUGUGCUCCAGAGGAGAGCCGGUCUACAUCGUGACCGAACUCAUGAAAAAAGGAAGCCUCAAGUCCUACCUCGCCUCUGCUGAAGGCCAGGUGCUGACAUCAGCUCAUCUGAUCUACAUGGGCAGUCAGAUCGCAGAGGGCAUGGCCUACCUGGAGGACAGAAACAUCGUCCACAGGGACCUAGCUGCCAGAAACGUCCUGGUGGGAGACGAUCUGGUCUGCAAGGUGGCCGACUUCGGACUGGCUCGGAUUAUUAAGGACAGUGUGUAUACAGCCAGUCGAAACACAAAGAUCCCAGUGAGAUGGACGGCGCCAGAAGCGGCAAUUUACCAGAAGUUCUCCGUAAAAUCCGAUGUCUGGUCAUUCGGGGUCCUACUGUAUGAGAUGAUGUCACGUGGCAAGAUGCCUUAUGAUGGAAAAAGCAACAAGGAAGUGUUGGAUCUGCUGUCAUCUGGGUUUCGGCUGCCAUGCCCAACCCGCUGUCCUCAGAAUAUUUAUCGCAUCAUGAUGGACUGCUGGGCCGCUGAGCCCUCCAAGAGACCCUCCUUCCAUGCCCUGCACAGCCAGUUGGAUACAAUAUAUGCCAGGAUAUACUUCAAGACUAUAGAGGUGUAGAAAGAGCAAGUCGUAGGGGAAGAAGAGGACGGUGGGGGCAGAUUAUCUGCAGCAGAUCAUCAGCAGCAGGAUGGACAUUAAAUAUGGAAGGAGAGGGGGAUAAAAAAUAGCACGGAGUAUUCUCCUCCCCCGUGCAAUGCACUUCCACAACAGGGUAUAUGUAUUUUAAGAACACAAAGGUCCAAACGAGGGAGAAGAGCAUCAAAAGUGGACAAACGGAAGUGAAUUGUUCAAGAUGGAGAAGAUGCUCGCCAAAUCAAAGAAGACAAAUUAGGAACACUUCAUUUCAUAGGCUAAAAGAACGUAAGGCGGACAGUAGCCACAGAAAUGUGUAAAUACACACCGACCUAAAAAUAAAUCUGAACACUAAGACCCUCAGCACAUUCACAGAACACACGGUUUUUAAUUUUAUACCCUUUUGUGUUUUAUAAAUAAUAUUUUAUUACCUCUGUAUGUGCCAUGUCUGUGUGUGCACACUUAAAAAUGUUAUGAAAUCACAGGUCAGGACUUUAAUCACCUGUCUUUUGACUGCAAGCCAGUGCUAAAUAUUGGGGUUAUGUGCAAUACUUACAGCUGGCUUGGUUUUUAGCCACGCUAGGGACACUGAUGUGGAUCGCUCCGUUAGUCCAACACUUUUGUCUGAAGGGAAAUAUCUCACCACUCCUUGCCAUGAUAUUUGGUUCAAACCUUUGCAUUUCCCAACAGAUGAACAAUUUUGUUGAUCACGUGACUUUUUAUUUAGCGCCAUAGUCAAGUCAAUCUUAUUUUAAACUAAUUCCCAGACUUCCAUCAGCUUCAGCUGACCUUUCAGGUUAAAGAGUAGGAUAGGUAUUUCUGAAUGAUUACAGCCACCAAUAACUCUUUCAUUGUACAUAUGGCAUGGGAGUAAAAAUCCAAAUAUAGCAGUCUUGAUCUUUUUAUCUGAGUCCUAAGAAAGUAAAGGGAAUGAGCGUAUUUCCCACAAUGUUGAAACAUAAAGUGCUGCAGGAAUGAGUCCUAAAACCGGGAAAUGAGUUAACAUUUUUGCACUUACGGUUUCUCAAAGGCAGUGGUGUUUUUUUUUUUAAAUGGGUUUUUGGUUAGAUCCUUGAAAUAAAUAAGUACAUACCAUCA